GGUUACUAGUCUAUCGCAUUUUGCAAGAUGGAGUGCUCUUUAUCCUUCGCAUUGCAAGUCGUUGGAGGUUUCGUCCUAGCCUACAAUGCAUUGAAUUUAUUAUGUAGGGCAAUGAMUGGAGUUAGAGCUUUUAUUCUUCCACGAUUGGGGUUUAAAAAGAAUCUUCGAGAGUUUGGAAGUUGGGCAGUUGUCACUGGAUGUACAGAUGGUAUUGGGAAAUCAUUUGCUUUUCAGCUUGCCAAGGAAGGCAUCAAUUUGGUUCUUAUCAGCAGAACAAAAGAAAAGUUAAUCAGUCUUGAAACUGAGAUCCAGUCAGUUUAUAAAGUCAAAACCAAAAUAGUUGAGAUGGAUUUCAGUAAUGGAGCUGACAAAUAUGAAGGAAUGGAGACAAACUUUGAUGGUCUUGACAUUGGAAUACUCAUCAACAAUGUAGGRGUUUCACAUUAUCCAGAAUUCUUUACAAAUUAUACAAGAGAGACUUGCUGGAAAAUGAUCAACGUUAAUGACUUAUCGUUGGUUAUGAUGACACACAUGAUUCUUCCUGGRAUGGUUUCAAGGGGGAAGGGUGUGAUCAUGAAUGUGUCAUCUAGAGCAGGCGUUGAACCACUACCUUUGCUGUCAAUGUACUCCUCAUCCAAGGCCUUUGUAGAUUUCUUUAGUGAGUGUCUGUCAGUGGAAUAUGCUCCCAAAGGAAUCAUAGUACAGUCUGUGAUGCCCCUGUAUGUUGCUACUAAAAUGAGCAGAAUUAGAAAGGCUAGUCUAUUUGUACCUGGACCUGACGACUACGCUCAACAAGCAUUGGGUACCAUAGGUGUUGAGAUGAGAACUAAUGGGUGUUUGAGUCACUCUUUACAGGAAUUUGCUGUUGGUUUGUUUCCAUCUUGGAUAAGGACAAAUAUUACUUGGAAUUUGAUGAUGGCACGUAGAAGAGCUGCGCUGAAGAAACUGAGCAUGAAAGGGGAUGACAAAGCUGGGCACAAGGAUUGAAGACUUUUUUUCCAAUGACAAAAUAAAAUGCAAUAUUAUGAGUGAUCUAUAAGUUCAUAUCUAAAAUAUUACAAGGGCAUACAGAGUUAUGCAGKUUAUCUUCAUUUGAUAUCUCACAAGAAAGUAAAAAUUGAACAUGAGAAUAUACAAUUUGUAUCUCCAAAGAACCUUUUCUGAAAUAGUAUUUACACAUUUUUUUUUAGAUUUGGUAUGUGAACAUCUUGUGUUCAUGCAGCMAAAUAUAAUGUUGUUUGUACUGAAGCUAGACCACCAGUGCACCAUGUUGUAUUUCAAAAAAGCUCUAAGCCCAUUUUUAUGUUCUGUUUAUUAUAUAAACUCUGAUUUAUGUCUUCAAGACAGCAAGAAAUAGGACAGUUUACAUGGUGAUCCAUGAUAAUGUUAUUUACAAAUUUGACAUGACAUGUUAUUCUCACAUGGAAAAGAUAUCAUUUUUUUUAUUUGAAAGAUUUCCUAGUAUUUCAAUGAAAUUUCUAUUUUUUUGAUUCUCAGUCUCUGAUCGAUAGGCUUAGAUUUCUUUUGUGAGACAAACUUCUUUUUUGUGACAAACUUGGAUGUUUUGAGAUAAAAAUGAUUAGGAUGUUGAUGAAAAAUAAAAUACUUGCUGAUUUUUUUUUAAAAUUG
Molecule: messenger RNA, 1629 nt
Organism: Exaiptasia diaphana
Lineage: Eukaryota; Metazoa; Cnidaria; Anthozoa; Actiniaria; Aiptasiidae
Product: very-long-chain 3-oxoacyl-CoA reductase
Exons: 12
Coding region: 28-987 (319 amino acids)
Cellular component (GO): endoplasmic reticulum
Molecular function (GO): oxidoreductase activity
Source: RefSeq, a predicted model, not a curated record